AUGUUUGAUAAAUGUCUUGGAGAGUUUGGAACGAAUUGGUGGGAGCGUUUUGGAGAGGAAACACCUGAGUUGACAAAAUUUGCUAUAUGUGUACUUAGCCUAACAUGUAGUACCUCCGGCUGCGAGAGGAAUUUGAGUACCUUUAAGUCGAUUCACACUAAGAAAGGGAACCGACUUAAGCACAAAAGAUUACAUGCAUUGGUUUAUGUCAAGUACAACUCUUUAUUAAGGGAAAGAAACAUUAGAAGAAGAGUGAAGAAGUUUGAUCCCAUUUUAGUGGAAGCAAUCGAUUCUGAUGAUGAAUGGAUAUCGGAGGUGGAAGAUCCUAUAUUCCCGGAUGAUCUCUCUUGGCUUGAAGAAUAUGAGCCAACAAUAGAUGAUGUUCCUUUGUUGGAUGAUGACAUGAGAUUUGAUGAGCCCUCUUAUGCACCUUCUUCUAAAAAGAAGAAUGUUAAAAGCUCAAGUAAAGAAAUUUCCAAAUCCAAGAACAAAAUGAAAAUAUUGGAUGCAUUACUUAGGAAUGAAGAUGAAAUUGAAGACCUUACUUUACAUCCACAUAUUGAUACAUUGAACAUUGAUGAUUGUAAUGAUAUUCAUGUGGAUGUGAGUGGAUAUGACGAUGAAGAUUGA
This is a messenger RNA of Argentina anserina (silverweed cinquefoil), 630 nucleotides long. RefSeq lists its product as uncharacterized. The record is from RefSeq and is a predicted model, not a curated record. Gene Ontology annotation, molecular function: protein dimerization activity. The transcript is spliced from 5 exons. Lineage: Eukaryota; Viridiplantae; Streptophyta; Magnoliopsida; Rosales; Rosaceae. Bases 1 to 630 code for a protein of 209 amino acids.